Coturnix japonica (Japanese quail) is the source of this 11612-nucleotide messenger RNA. RefSeq names its product protein tyrosine phosphatase non-receptor type 7 (gene PTPN7). Gene Ontology annotation, molecular function: protein tyrosine phosphatase activity; protein kinase binding. NCBI's taxonomy places the organism in Eukaryota, Metazoa, Chordata, Aves, Galliformes, Phasianidae. Gene Ontology annotation, cellular component: cell junction; plasma membrane; cytosol. Gene Ontology annotation, biological process: protein dephosphorylation; signal transduction. The record is from RefSeq and is a predicted model, not a curated record.
GGCAGGGAUUAAGUGGAGGAGCUGGCAGCUGGUGGAGGGGGUUUGGAUGGAGAGCUCAGCUUGAUGGGAGCUCUGAUCCGGAGAGCUGGGGAUGGAGGACCCUGAAAAGAGAUCAUGCAUCUCUCAUUGUGGGUGACAGGAGCUGGUGUGCCCAGCAGUGGCACAGAUGGGAGAUUUUCCUGGGCUGCAGACUCGAGGUGGGGCUCAUUUAGCUUCCAAGCAAACCAGAGAGCUCUGGGCCAGCCAGAAAACAGCCCCUUUCCCUGGAAGUCCUGGAAGCUGCCAGCCCUAAGAUUGCCCUGGGAGCUCAGCUGGGCCCACCUGCACUCACUGUGCCCAUCCAGACCCUCCAUCCUUGUUUCACACACCCCUGGAACAGAUUUGAGGGCUGCUCAAAUCAGUGCUUCCAUUGCUGAGGUGAAAACCCUUCCUGGCUGCCAGCACCCUUCUUGCAUAGGGCAAGCAGAGCUGGCACCCUGCUGGCCUCGGGGACACAUCCAUCCCACCCCCAGCAACUUCAGCUCAGGGCUGUGCCUGUGGUGCAGACCAGCCCAGAGUGCUGCCAGGAGCCAAAUCCAAGCUCUAUUCCCGGCGCCACGGGGCUCAGCAGCUUCUCAUGCUAAUGGAUAAGCUGCUCAUUAUGAGCCAGCACUGCCUUCUGUGUGGCCACCCCAAUGCCUCUGUGCCACCGCAGCGGGGAUGCAGGGGAAGACACCGUCAGCUGGGGAUGCCAGAGCCCCCAUGCGGUUCCCCCCGAUGGUGAAGCCUUUAGCUAUUCCAGACCCAAAAACAACUGCAGAAGGUUUCUCCACCCAGUGGCUGGAAGCAGGCCUGGAAACACUGGGGGCUGCCGAGUCAUCACAUUUUCCAUGAAGCAGCAAAGGCUACCGCAAGGCGUAGGGGGAGGGUGGAUGCCCAGCAGACCAUGAGCACUGGAAUGCUGGAGCCCUUUACAUUCUGUGCCCUUUGUGCCCUGGGAAUGGUGCUGGUGGCACAGAGCUCAUCCCUGGCACUCUGCAUCACCCCAUGGUACAGACACUGGUGCCACAGCAACCAGGCUAGGAGCAGCUCUGGGGCUCCUUCCCUGCCUCCAGCCCACAGCAGUGUCCCUCAGCUCCCAGCUCCCAGUCAGUCUCUCCUCAUGCCCAUGAGCACCGUGGGCUGCCCCAGGCCAUGAUUUCUCCCUGCUGCCAACUGCAAACACUGAGCACUGCCUAGUGCUGCAAGGGAGGAACAAGGGGAACAGGGUGCAUCCCUGCAGGGGAUGCAGGUACUGUUGGGAUCUCUCUCUCUGUGAGGUUCACACGCUGAAGGGCCGGGACCCUGAGCUCCACAGCCCCACGAUGCCCUCACUCCAACCCCUUGCAGGUGUUUGAUGAUUUCCAUGCUGAAAUCUGCCUGAGCUCUGCCUUCUGCUCCACACCUUCCAGCACUGGAGCUCUUCCCAUUUUGCAGGGCAGAGCUGUGCCCAGAGCUGGGCAUGAGGACACCAGGAAGCCGAGGGGGAUGGAAGCAAGUCCCGCAUAAGGCAAUGCUCUGCACCCCCUGACUGCUGCUGGUGACAGAAAGGACCUGGCAGCAGCACCUGGGAUGCCUGCGAGCAUCAACCCAGCUGGGAAGAGCAGAGCUGCGGGUGACUCAGAGCACACCCAGCAAGCUGGCAGAGCCGGGCAGACCUGCUUUGCCCUCCUGGGGUGUGGGUGACUCUGCAGAGGCUGAACAGGCUCAGUCCCCUUCCCCUGGUUGAAGCAAGAGACACAGCAAAGGGAGGGCUUGGAGCAGCCUGCACCAAGGGCAGCACCUCUAAAAGCCUUCAGGCCAUCGCCAGUGACCCCACUGGGCUCUGCUCCCACCCUGGGAAGCAGUGCUGGCGGGCAAUGCACAGUAUGCAGGCUGAUGCUGAAGCUACACUGUGCUGCCAGGAUAACUGCACCCACAGAUCCAGGAAUGUGCUUCUGGCAAUGCUGUGAGCAGCUCCCGGAGCCCUGCACUAGACAUGCAGGGAACCCAAGGCCCUCAUGUAACAUCACCGGCACACCUACAGGAGCUCCCCCAUCCACUGCAGCCCACCCCAGGGCAAGAGUUUUGCCCGCGCUGUGCCAUUUAGUGUGGGAGCAUUCACACUCCAUUCCCACCGCGUGCAUCCUGGCUUCAUGUGGGCAAGGAGAUGGGGAGAGGAGUGACCCCGGUACCUGUGCUGCUGGAUGUCCCUGCUGUGCUCCUCAUCCCGUCCCCGUGCACGGCGCUGCCUUGGUGCUCUCCCACUCACUGUUUGCUCCCGCGUGUGCACAGCUCUGACGCUCAAGUCUGGGCUGGUCCAUGGGCAGGCCCGCCUGGGCUGGCCCUGCGGCUGCGGGAUGCCAUGGGAAUGGGAUCAGUGCCAUGGAGAUGUGUCUGGCAGCCCCACAGCUCAGGGGGCUGCACCACAGGGAGGGCAGUGCUGCAGGUGAGGGCUGGGCAUGGCUCACAGCCCCCUGCACCAUGAGCACCAUCGGUGGUGGGCAGAUGCUGUGAUGGGACCUUUGCAGACAGUAAGCAUCCCGUUGUGUUGCCAUUGCAGGGGGACAGGGAGGGCUCUGAGGCCACAGUGCAGCCAGCACGGGCAUCCAAACUCAUGCUCCAUCCCUGGAGAUAUCUGUGGGCUGUGAUGAGCUUCAGUUCACUGCCCUGAGUGCCAUCAGAGCCUGGAGUGAGAGCCCCUCACUGCCUCAUUGCUCCUCUUCAAGGAGAUGCGGAAGAAGGAGGGUCAGAAUGUUGGCUGGGGAGGUCCCAGAGCAUCCCAGGAAGGCACUGCCACGUCCUCACCACAGGCUCUGGGCUCCUGGCAGUGGUUUGGAGGAAAGCCAUGCCCAUGGGAGCAGCUCCCAAGGACCCUUCUGUCACCUCAGUGGAUGCAGCAGGAGGAGAUGUGAGAGCCCUGAGCACGAGGACACAGCCAAAUGCACCACCUGCAGCUCAUGUCUCAGGGCUCUUCACCAGCAGGUCCACCUGGCUUAGCCCCAUGCAGGAGCAGUGAGUUUCUUCCACCCCCAGCUUGGCAAAAUCUCUGCAGAGAAAAAGGAGAGGGCCAGCAGCACCAGCUCCAUCCAAAGCAGCCCGUCUGCAUGGGAGGGAAGCAGGGAAGCUUUGGACACCACUGCAGCUUGCAAAAAACACAAGCUCCAAAUUCGGAAAGCAGCUCAGCUUCCAAACAGCGCCAUGAACUGAAAAGCUCACCUCAAAAUGAAACCAUCCCUGGCCUUUGGUUCCAAGCUUCCUGUGUCUGAACAAACUUGAAGGGCGGCUGUAUUUGCACACAGAAGGGUUUGGUUUGGGGAGAAAGGUCUAUCUUUUCUUUUUUCUUUUUGCAGGAGUAAACACAGACCCUCCCCAUCCUCUGUGCCUGCAGGCAGGAGCAGCUCAGGGCAAAGGCAGGGCGACGUCCUAUCUUGUUCCCUGGCUGCUUUCCCUCCUCUCUCUAGCAGCAAUGGCUGCACAACCGCCGCACUGCGCUGCCAAUAUUCUCACUCCAUCCAACACAGCACCCACCCCACAGGCAGAGGCACACUGCUCUCCCCAGCUGCUGCUUUUUGGGUUGUUUCUUGGACAUGGUGCUGGCGAUUGCUGAAGGGUUUGCUGGCAGCUCUGCCUUAUCCCCGCUGGGUGCAGCAAUUCUGGGGCAGGGGUGAAGUAUUGGCAGAGGGAUGUACAACCACCAUUGCCUGCUGGCUGCCUCCUCCCAGAGCCCUCUGUAGUCCUUGUUCCUUCAGUCUGAGCUGCUCAGCUCUGGCUGAUGGGACGAUCCAUGGGGUCCUGCAGAGCAAUGCGGAGCUCCACUCUGAUUUCAUGGCCCCAGGGACGUGUCCAUUGAGUUGACCUUGGGUCUGAUCAACCAUCAGAUGCUGUGGGUGUCUCUGUUCAUCACAGGGAGUUGGACCUGAUGACCUUUAAGGGUCCCUUCCAACUCAAACCAUUCUAUGAAUCUAAGACUGCUGUAGGGGUAUGGAGGUUCCAUUAGAGAUAUUCCAGAUGCUAUGACGGAGAUCUGAGCCCUGUUCUUAGCUCUGGCAAGAGCAAUUCUCACCUCUGAGCUGACACAGCUGCCCUGCUUCAAUUUACCCUCUGUGCAUGGGGCAGCACAGAGCUGCUGUGCUGCUGAAGGGGAAGGAGGGCAGCGGGCUGGACGCUGGUAAUGAGGGAGGCACACAUGAGCAGGGGGUUUGGUAUCUGGGCCACAAAGCCACACUGUCAUGCCUGUCUUGUGGGCAUUGCGGCUGUGAGUCCAGAGCUGCUCCAGGACUCAGUGUGAUCAGCUGGUCUGCUUGGCUGGGAGAGCCUAAAACAACAAAGACUGCGGAGUAAGGGAGCGUCUCGCUGCUUUUUCCUGGUCAGAUGGUUUCCUGUUUUCCAAGCAGCUCCUCCAGCUCCACUGGGGCAGAGGACUUGUCCACGCAGACCUCUGCCCUGCAGUGUGCCCUCACUGGGGAGACAAGCUGCUUCUGACAGCACAGAAAGAGCUCCUGGAUCAGCAAGAGCUGCAGCAGAGACCUGUAGCAGCAGACUGCAUUGGGCUCUUCUCUCUGGGAUGAAAGUGUGUCAUGAGCAUGGUGCUGCCUUGGCUAACCCCAGCUUUGGACCUACAAGGCUGCAAGGUCAGCAGGUGAGGCAGAAAUGUGUUGGGGUCCCAAGCAGCAGUGCAUGCAUUUGAGGUCAUCUGCAUGGUAGCAUUGCUCCCCAACACCCCUACAUCCCACUGCCCUCUGACCCCCAUGCACAGCCCCUUCAUCCCCACUGCUUCUUCCUCUGCCCUUCCCUCUGCCCCCUACAGGGACAGGCACAGAUAUCUGUUUGGCUGACAAACAUCCUCUUCCCCCUCUUCUGCUGAGCAUCAUGAACAAAAUAAGGCUGUUGGCAGAGAGUCUGCGCUGAAAGCCAGGCUGUAAGCAUCCAUGCAUGGGGACAGCCCAAGCCCUGGAGAGGGGACAGGCAGAGGGGACACCAACACGUGGGAUGGCUGUCACUGCAACAGGGGACCCCUCAUGGUCUGUCCUGCAUCCAUGACCCUGACAGCAUCACAAAACUGGCUGGGGUUGGGAUGGAGAGCUGGGCAGAUAUUUGUGCCCAUUUCUACCCCCUCUUUGUUUGGGGUCUCCUGGGAGCACUCAUGGCUUCGGAAGCAGCGGGAUGUUGUCCAUGUUGGGCCAGCCCAAAGAAUCAUCCAAUCACAGAAUGAUAAAAUCAUGGAAGCACCAACUCACAGAAGCAUAGAAUCACAGAAUCAUAGACUCACAUGAUCACAGAACCACAGAAUACCCCACAUAGGAGGGCACUCACAAACAUCACAGUGCCAGGCCCACGUAAUGGCAGACACGUCUGGGCUGUGUGCUGGAGGAGCUGCACGCUGCAGCCCACGCAUUCGCAGCAUUGCUGCCCUCUGGCUGCAUCAGCACAUCCUUGUUGAGCCCCUGCAGUGCACAGCAAUGCAGGGAGCUCCUCUGGGAUGUGCUGUAGGGUGACAGCCUGCCAGGCUGGGUGCUGGCACCCCAAGGCCAAAGCGUAGGACUGAGGACUUGAACUUUGGGAAUUUGCCUCCUUUGCAAGUGCCAUUUAUCUCACACAAUGCCCACUGUCUGCAUGCAGGGUCUGCCUUUAGGGUGUGCCCUAUGAGGCAGGAUCACAGAAUCAGAGAAUCAUUUGAGUUGUAACGGGUCUUUAAAGCCCAUCUGGUCCAACUCCCUACGAUCAACAGGCACACCUACACCUCAGUUAGGUGCUCAGAGCCCCAUCCAGCACAGACACCCACAGCUGGUGCACAGCCCCAUGUCCAGGUGGGUUUGAAGAUGCCUGAGGAGGGAACCCCACAGCCUGUCUGGUCCCUUUGCAAUGCUCCUGAUGGUCACAGGGACCCUCCUGGGCUCUCAUUAGCACCCAGUUCCCCCUGCCCUGCUGCUGGGCUCUAUCUCUCUGCCCUUCUCUACAGGCAUUUAUGGCCAUGGAUGGGAUCCUGAGACUCUUCUGCUCCAGCUGGAGCAGCCCCAGCUCUCUCAGCCUUUCCUCACAGAGGAGAUGUUCCAGUUCUUUGACCACCUCAGCACUUCAAGUGCAGCCUCACCAAUGCUGGCCUACUCAUAGUCUGUCACUUUAAAAGAGAGAACAGAGUGCAAAGAUCUGGAAAACAUGGCCUUAAUUGAAAGAUCCAUUGGGACCCGGCUGCUCAGCUUGCCCAAGAAAAGAGGAAGAGGCACUGGGGUGAGUUGUGCAACCAUUUGCUUGGAGGGAAGGACACGUCAGCAGCCGAGAGCCGGAGGGGCUGCACUCUGGGGUCACCUCCACCCAAUGGCACUGGUUUGCUGGGCAGCCCCUCAUGCCCACAGGCACGGCUUCCUGCAGAAGCUGCAGGCAAUUCCCUGCUGCUCUGAGCCGCACCAGAUCCACAGCUCUGACCUGCAGGGCUCACACCGGGCUCGGUGUGCACUCAGUGUCACACACACGCCGUGUUUCAGCCAGGUUCAGAAGCUGAACCCCCAUGGACUGCCAAAGUCAGCAUCUGCUUGGCUCGCUGCACCUCUCACCACCGGACGUUGGCUAUUUUUAACUGCCCCCUGUUUGCUUUUUUCUCUCCUGCUGUUACGGUGGGGUUGGAGGGGCUCUGUGUGCUCUUUGUGAGCAGCUCACUGCUGAUCCCAGGCCAGAUAGACCUGUGGAAAGCCAGCACUGCUCCCCCAGCCCAGCGGUGCGUGGGCGCAGCAAAAAUGGAAGUGGCUGCUUCUAACCGCUUCCUUUCUCUCUGGGUCUCUCUCUCCUUUCUGCCCCUCCUGACAACUUUGUUUCCUGUUAUUGAUAACGGCCUCUGCACCCGCUCAGAGGUCACCACGCUCUUUGCCCCCCGCGGGCUGCACCAAGGGGUGCAUAAGGUGCACAAUAAGGUGCCCAUAUCCAAACAUCACUGCUGGGAAUAAGGCAACUCCACAGCAGGAGGACGCCUCUCCAGGGGCUGCCCUGUGCCCACGCAGCCCUAUUAACCCCAGGUAGCUCCAGCUGCAUCGCUGCCAGCCCCAAGCACACGGCAAUGAUGGGCACUGCUUUACCUCUGCUCUCCCUUUGCAAAUCGGAGGGCAGCUCGGCUUGUUUGCAAGAGACAUAGGAAACAAAAAGUAGUUCUGCUCAGAAGGAAAAACAAACAGCGAAGAAGAAAUCCAUGCCAAAAGCCGUCCUCUUACUUCUCCUUGAGGAGAGCAGCAGUAGUGCCGGGUUGGCAAGUUCAGCUGCAGAUACCUUAAAAAAAUUAACCAGCACUUCCAGACAGAGCCGGGCAGCGGCAGGAGCAAAGCCUGCACCGGCAGACUGCGUCCCUGCAAGCAGUGGGAAGGUCACACGCCGCUCCCACCCCUCCGUCCCCAGCAGCAGCCCCAUGCAGGGCAUGUGCGGGGGUCCGGGCUGGGAGUGGAGCAGCACCGGGAGCUCCGUGCACCCAGCGGGGCCGUCUGCACGGUGCUGAAAGCCUGGGGGUGUCCUUGGGAAUGCGCUCACGCAGAGGAAGCUGCUCCAGGAAAAGCAAUCUGCAGAGUGCUUGGCUGAGCUGCCGGGUGCGAUGCUGAGCCCCUCCGUGCUGCGCUGCGCCCGGGCUGCUCGCACCUCCUGUGCUGGCUCUGCGGGAUGCUCGGGGUGAUGGCACAACCCUCCGUGAACCUGCUGGGAGAUGAGCAGCCCUGCCAACAGAGGCUGCUGGAUGCUGAGGCGGACGCUUCACCUUCACACUCAUGAGGGAUGAUGUUUCGGCAGAAAGGAGAUGGGAACAUUUCCAAAAGCCUGCAGGACAUCCUGAGCUCCAAACUGUGUCAGCAGGAGCCCUGCGUGAGCACCAGACCCAAAGACGAUGGAGGCCUGGUGAGAGCAGAGCAUGCUGCAGUGGGUGACCCUGGGGGAGCGUGGAUGUGGGGCACCAUCAGAACUUCGGGUUGUGGAGCAGUGACUGCACAGUGACCCACAGUGGUGACUCUGGGGCCAUGGUGCUGCUCAGAGUGGGGCUGGGGGGUGUGGGGCAGGGUUUGUGCUCAGGUUUGGGGGCAGAGAUGUCAGUCCCAACCCAUGACCCUAAUGCACUGGUACAGCUAUCUGGAAAGGAUAGUCUAACCCUAACCCCAACCCUGACCCUAACUCUGACCCUAACUCACUCCUGGCACACUGAGCACCUCACCAGAGGUGGUGAUGCGGUAACAGCCUCAUCCCUUUCCUUUGGGAUCUUCAAUCAGUAGCCCCCAUCACCAUUCCUCAUCUCAACUCCAGGCUUCAUCCCCAGCUCCUGGAAGCAAACACCCCUUAGCCCCUCUGGCCUUAAUCUGCCUUUGCUGCGUGACAGCAGGAUCUCAAUAACCCUUGGUGAGUGCUAUGGGUUUGCAUCAGAGCAGGAGUGAAGGAGAACGUUGGAAUGGUGUGAAUUGUUACCCAUGUUGCUCACUGCUGUGCACUGGAGAUGCAGUAAGGGUGGCAUGUUCCAGGGGCAGGGGCAGGGGCAGGAGUGAGUCAGGAGAUGGACCAUGCAGCAGCAUUCCCGUGUGAGGCAGGGAGACAGGAUGGUACAAGGCACAGCUGUGACCUCAUGUGGCCCACCCCAUCCUCCAUCCUCCAUCCUUUACCCUUCAUCCCCACCCAGCUCCACCCAAUCCUCCUGCAGGUCCCCCAGCCCCAACAGCUCCUUCCUAUAGGGCUGGUGGCUGUCCCAUGCUCUGACAUGGAAGGAUGGAGAGUUGGAGGGAAGGGUAGUGCUGUUCCUUGUCCACAUCGGGAUGCCUUUAGUCCCCUCCAGCUGAGUUCUUUCACUCUGGAAGGGUGAAAGGAUGGGUCAGUUCCUCGGUCUGUCCCCGUGCCUGCAGAGGCUGCUGGGAUCCUAUUGCCUGUUCAUGAGACACAGGUAGUGGUGGCCCUUGUAUGCUGCACCAAGCAAUGGGACUGGGCAGCUCCAAUCCCCUGGAUGUGGAGUGGCCUGAGGCAGCAUGACUGGGGUGGCAGAGGCAGAUGGCAGCGGGGCCACUGCGUCCCAGAGCAGGGGGAGCAGCAGGAGAUGCUGCAGGGUGGGGGCAGGAGAGGAAGGAAGCGGGGCAUGCGGUGUCUGUGCACGGAGCCGGGGCAGCAACAAACAGGAAGAGCAACAGGGACACGGUGGGAGGCAGUGAGCAUCAACGGGCAUCGCAGGAAGGAUGUGCAGUGCCCCAAGGGCAGACUUGAGCUGUACCCUCCCUGAAAAGCCCCCCAGAUGUUCCCUGACCUGCAGACAGCGUGUGAUGGCGCCGAUGUGGCUGCUGAGCAUGUUGAUAUGUGAACAAAGCAGCAUUUCACUCCCCAUAGCUGGGAGUGCUGUGGGAUGGGGGGGGAUGCAGUGAGUUGGCAAAGGUCGGGGCCGUGCCGUGGCUCCCUGUGGGGUGGGGUGUGACACGAGGACGCGCUCAAACCCACCGUGCAGCUCCCUCCCAUCUCUCCACGCUGGGCUGCAGAUGGGCACAGAGUGCCCAGAGUGGCGAUGCCCACGGAGGAGCCCCGGGGUCAGGGGGCGGCAGGGCCAUGUCCGUCCACAUGAGGGUGCUUUGCAUGGCUGGGGCUGCAGGCUGCCCAGCAGAGCCGAGCUGCUGCGAUGUGGCCGGUUUGUGUGUGGGCGGCAGGCAGGGUGGGGGAGAAGGAGGGAGAGGAGAGGAAGCGGCAGAGGCAGCAGCUCCUUUGAUAAGCAGCUUCCUGAACACUUUCAAACCCCCGGCUUCAGACCGACGUGCACAGCGCCCGUGGCCCCGUGCCGGGACGGAGCCCAUGCCUUGGGGCAGCAGACACUUCUCUGAUGGCAACUUCUUCCCUCAGCAGCUGAGGCCCCCCCUUUUCCACUGCUCGUACUUCAGAGCAAGUGCUUCGUGGCUGCUGCAGCAUGGUCCAAGCCUGCACAGUGUGCCACAGAGCUCAUAACAGCAGCCUGACAGCCCGGGUGGCCACCAAAACCAUGGACAAGGCGGACAAGCCCAGUCCCUCUGUGAAGAAGCACGUACGGCUCCAGGAGAGGAGGGGCUCCAACGUGUCGCUGGUGCUGGACAUGAGCUCACUCGGCAGCGUGGAGCCCAUCCAGCCCGUAUGCACACCACGGGACAUCACGCUGCAGUUCCUGAGGACAUCCAGCCACGUGCUGAGGACAGAGGAGUUGCAACAGCGUGCCCAGAGCCUUGCACAGCUCCAGGAGGAGUUCUCGAAAAUCCCACCCAACUUCAUCAGUCCGGAGGAGCUGGAGAUCCCUGGACACGCCUCCAAGGACAGAUACAAAACCAUCCUCCCCAAUCCUGAGAGCCGAGUGUGCCUCAGGAGGGCAGGGAGCCAGGAGGAAAACGGCUACAUCAACGCCAACUACAUCACGGGCUAUGCAGGACGUCCCCGGGAGUACAUUGCCACUCAGGGACCCAUGCUGAACACCGUCAGUGACUUCUGGAGAAUGGUGUGGCAGGAGCAAUCUCCCAUCAUCGUCAUGAUAACCGAGCUCCAGGAGCGCAAGGAGAAAUGUGUCCACUAUUGGCCUGAGAAGGAAGGCACCUACGGCCCCUUCACCAUCCGUGUGCAGGGGAUUAACGAGUGUGCAGAGUACGUGGUCCGCAAUCUGUCCAUCCAGCUGGAAGGUGAAUGCCGCCACAUCAAACACAUCCUCUUCCCUUCGUGGCCAGACCAGCAGACACCUGAGUCAGCCAAGCCCCUGCUGCACUUGGUGUCCAAAGUGGAAGAGACUCUGCAGGCUGCAGCCAGCUUGGGGCCCAUUGUUGUGCACUGCAGUGCAGGCAUUGGUCGGACGGGCUGCUUCAUUGCUACCAGGAUUGGGUGCCAGCAGCUGAAGGACAAGGGAGAUGUGGACAUCCUGGGAAUCGUGUGCCGCCUCCGCAUUGACAGAGGCGGGAUGAUCCAGACCAGUGAGCAGUACCAGUUUCUCCAUCACACACUAGCCCUGUAUGCUUCCCAGCUGCCAGAUGCAGGAGGCCAUUAGCACGGGGCUCCACCGCUUGCUGCCUCGCUCUGAACUCCCUCAGUGCCAAACCUGGGGACAACUCUGCUAAAUCUGCUCCUGCUGCACCCAGCCAUAAGCCUGAGCCUCCCAGAGGCUGAGCAAAGCCAUUGGGAUUGCGGCCCCAUGACCCUCAGGGCAAUGAGAGUUUGGGGUUUGCACAAGGCACGCAGCAGGAUGCACUACGCAGAAGAGGACUGAUGCUGAGCAGUCUGCCUGCUAGAAAUCAACAGAGCUUUUCCUCCAGCUGCACAUCAUCUGUGGGCAGAAGCUGGCACACACGGGGCUCACUCCCAGCACACUCCUCGAUGCUCUUCUUGCUAAAGACGCACCUGGAGGAUUUAUUCCAAAGCUGCAUUGCUGGUUGCCUUCAUUACAUGGCCUGCUUUCCUCUCUGCCUUCAGCCAUUGCCUUCCCACCUGCCUUAAAGUAGGGGAUACUCUUAAGUGUGUCUGCACUUUUGCAAGCACUGUGCUCCAAGCUGUAACCCACACGAGGGUGGGGGGGUUGUUUUCUUGAGGUUGGUUUUUUUUCCUGUUGGAAUCAGAGCAAAAUAAUACACCCAUUUUGUUGUUUCUUUUUCACUGUGUAAAUAGAAAUGUUUCAUCCUUAA